Molecule: messenger RNA, 748 nt
Organism: Brassica napus (rape)
Lineage: Eukaryota; Viridiplantae; Streptophyta; Magnoliopsida; Brassicales; Brassicaceae
Product: probable prefoldin subunit 2
Exons: 2
Coding region: 201-632 (143 amino acids)
Biological process (GO): protein folding
Cellular component (GO): prefoldin complex; cytoplasm
Molecular function (GO): protein folding chaperone
Source: RefSeq, a predicted model, not a curated record
UUCGAAAACCAUAUUAUAUAAAACCGGUUCACUGAUUGUCCUAAAACCGGAUCAAUUUUAUGUUGUUAAACCCAACCUUGGCUUCUUCUUCCUCACUCUCUGCGCCGCGGUCUCUCUCGAGAAAUCCAUCUUCGUCUUUAGAUCUUUUCCUCCCCCAAGCAAAGCUUCUUCGAUCUUCCUCGUGUCUCUAAAAAAAAGCAAUGGCGAGCUUGAGAGAACCGCCGAACGAGCAAGCCAUCCUCAACAUCUACGAAUCCAUGAGAUCAGAGCUGAGCCAAAUCUACUCCAACAUAACCGACCUCGAGAUGCAAGUCAGCGAGCACUCUCUCGUCGUCAACGCCAUCCAGCCUCUCGACCAGUCCAGGAAAUGCUUCCGCAUGAUCGGAGGCGUUCUGGUGGAGAGAACCAUCAAAGAGGUGCUCCCAGCUGUCCACCGCAACAAGGAAGGUCUCGAAGAGGUCGUCAGGAAGCUGUACGAGACGUUGGAGAAGAAGAAGAAAGAUAUGACGGAGUUUGAAGGUAAGUAUAAGAUCAGGCUUAGGAAACAGGACGAGUCCAAGGAUGAAGGUAGUAAUAAAAAGGAAGGUAAUGCUCAAGGUGUUCUCGUUGGAGCUGCUAGUGCGAGCCAGUAAACACUCUUUCUUCUGUCGUUUUGCUUGCAUCUUUUUUUGCUGGUGAUGGUGUUACAAUAUCAGUAGAUUGGAGAACCAAAACAUUAUCUUUAUAUUCAACAUGAGAGUCUUACAUC